AUGCUAACAAGCCUAAACCCACAACAGACGCUAACAAACCUACGCCCGCAGCAGGCAGAUGCUAACAAGCCUACGCCCAGAGCAGAUGAUAACAAACCCAUGCCCAGAGCAGAUGAUAACAAGCCUACGAGCACAGCAGAUGCCAACAAACCUACGCACAGAGCAGAUGAUAACAAACCUUCACCCACAGCAGAUGCUAACAAACCUACGCCCACAGCAGAUGCUAACAAACCUACGCCCACGUCAGAUGCAAACAAGCCUAAGCCCACAGCAGAUUCUAAUAAACCUACACCCACAGCAGAUGCUAACAAACCUAUACCCACAGCAGAUGAUAACAAACCUACGCCCUCAGCAGAUGCUAACAAGCCUACACCCACAGCAGAUGCUAACAAGCCUACACCUACUGCAGAUGCUAACACACCUACACUCACAGCAAAUGCUAACAAGCCUACACCCACAGCAAAUGAUAACAAGCCUACACCCACAGCAGAAGCUAAGAAACCUAUGCCCACAGAUGUUAACAAGCCUACACCCACAACAGAUGCUAACAAACCUACGCCCACAGCAGAUGCUAACAAACCUACGCCCACAGCAGAUGAUAACAAACCUACGCCCACAGCAGAUGCUAACAAACCUACGCCCACAGCAGAUGCUAACAAACCUACGCCCACAGCAGAUGCUAACAAACCUAUGCCCAGAGCAGAUGAUAACAUACCUACACCCACAGCAGAUGAUAACAAACCUACGCCCACAGCAGAUGCUAACAAACCUACGCCCACAGCAGAUGCUAACAAAGCUUGCCUGCAGCAGAUGAUAACAAACCUAUGCCCACAGUGA
Protopterus annectens (West African lungfish) is the source of this 837-nucleotide messenger RNA. RefSeq names its product extensin-like. NCBI's taxonomy places the organism in Eukaryota, Metazoa, Chordata, Ceratodontiformes, Protopteridae. The coding region runs from base 1 to 837 and encodes 278 amino acids. The transcript has a single exon. The record is from RefSeq and is a predicted model, not a curated record.